Physella acuta is the source of this 1786-nucleotide messenger RNA. RefSeq lists its product as uncharacterized. NCBI's taxonomy places the organism in Eukaryota, Metazoa, Mollusca, Gastropoda, Physidae. The record is from RefSeq and is a predicted model, not a curated record.
ACGGACGCCGGGCCUGUAACUAAGACUGUCGAAAUUGGACUUUCACUAUUCGCCACUCUACACACGGCGGCCUGAGACACACGGCAACAUAGCAACACAGAUAAAACCUUUCACUUAGUGCUUCGAGACUUUCGCUCUUGUGUUGUUCAGGGAUUUGUAUUUCUGGAUUGUGGGCUGUGUUGUGAAGAUUUUUACUUUAAUACAACAUUUAUUUGAAAUUGAAAAAAAUAAUAAUUUGACUUAAGGAUAUAAUGAGAGUUAGUAAACUGGACUAUUUUUAAAAAGUGUUUUUCUUCAUAAAUAAGGAGAAGAUAAUCGGUACAACCAUGUGAAUGUUUGAGUAACGGUUCCUGGAUAAUCACGUGAUCACAUUUGUCUGAUCACAGAAAGCGAAAGUAGAUUUUGACGUCAUUCACGAUGGGGUGUGGCGGCUCCAAGACGACAGUGAAGGAGGGAACAAAGAAGAAUCAGGUUACGCCCAAGAAACAGACCAAUCAACAUCCGGAUCACCAUGAAGCCGACCCCCACCCCCACCAAGACAGACGGGACCCUAAAGGCACACACAACAGCAACACCAUGACACACAACAACAACACCACGACCAACAACCUCAACUACUACCCCUCCCCCAAACACACGGACAACCCCAGCCCCAGCCCCCGCCAUGCCAAGAGCACCCAGUCCCCCUACCCCCAGUCCAAGUAUGUGGCGGCGUCCAGCUAUACGGAGUCAGUUCAUGAUGACGCUUACCCAGAGGCGUCACACCAGGGCUACAAGAAACGGAUCCGCACCCAGCUGAUCCAGGCGACCCGGGGCAAGGACCUAGAGGCCCUGGAGCAGGCGAUCAAAAAGUUUGAGAGCAAUCGUAUGGAGGAUGCUGGCGACCUGACCCGGGCCAAUGAGAGGCUGUACUUCCUCAAGCAGAAGAGAGAUCUCCGUGACGCCAUCAGACGCAGCAACGUGGGGGUGCUAGAGAGGACAAUCAAAGACGCCAGGAGCUGCCGAUAUGCUAAUGAGCUACAACCUCAGAUCGAGGCUGCUGAGAGAAAACUCGAGCACUUGAGGGAGUUGAACAAGUACAGCCAUGACAUCUUAGCUAUGGACCAGCACACCAUCUCUGAGAUCCACAGCUACCACCGUCCACCCGCCUGUGUGCAUGACGUCAUGGCCGCCUCCUACAUGCUGCUGGGUCACCAAGAAUCAACACUGCGCGACUGGUCCUACCUGCAGUCGAUGGCCGGCAAGCUGGGCAAGGACAGCCUGAUCCACCAGGUGAAGGACUUUGACUCCAACAACGUGGACGACCGGACGUCCAAGCGUGUCCGUGAGAUCCUCAACUACCACGACCCUCGGGGAGGUCCGCGUGGCCAGCAACGGUGCUGCCACCUUCCACGUUUGGGCUAGCAACAUCGUGGACAAGAUAGAGAAAGACAAACAUGACUCCCGAAACAGGAGAGGACAGGAGGAGGAGGAGGAAGAGGAGAGGCGCCACGCGGAGGAGAGGCGCCACGCCGAGAUGGCCAACAAGGCAGCCGCAACAAGCACGCCAAAAAAACAAGAGAAGAUAACUCCUGGGAUUACUCCCCUUGCCGAGCGUCAUAAACAGCUGGUUUGGUCCGUCUAACUACCAGAUUUCAACGGAAGUUGGUGAACAUGCAGCAUGCUCAGUUAAACACUGUUUUCUUAGAAUACAUUAAGCUAAUCAAAUACUGCUAUAAUUACAUCCUGUUUGUAUAAAGAAAUCAAUAAAUAUUGUUUAUAUAUAUAUAUAUAUAUAUAUAUAUAU